Messenger RNA from Ornithodoros turicata, 1263 nucleotides. Its product is annotated as proclotting enzyme-like. Bases 11 to 1195 code for a protein of 394 amino acids. Gene Ontology annotation, molecular function: serine-type endopeptidase activity. The transcript has 7 exons. NCBI's taxonomy places the organism in Eukaryota, Metazoa, Arthropoda, Arachnida, Ixodida, Argasidae. The record is from RefSeq and is a predicted model, not a curated record. Gene Ontology annotation, biological process: proteolysis.
UAUAAACGAUAUGUCGCCCAUCCUCAUCCUGUUGGCCGGACUUUGCCUUGUGCAUGGAAGAGAACUUCACAAAAGGCAGUCGUUCGAAUUCCCGGACGACAACGACAGCGACUGUAGCACGCCACAAAACGAACCAGGAUCCUGCAUCCUGUUGUCCGAAUGCCCCGCAUUGCAGAGUGUCCGGGACUAUACCUCCCUACAACGGUCAAUUUGCGGUUUCUCUCAGAAUAAUGCUCUGCUGUGCUGCCCUAAAGUACAACCUGAACCAGACCCGACGACACCAAGUCCGGUACCGACGCGCAGGACCAGACGACCUACUGCUAAAAAAACGCCACAAUCCCCUCGUCUCCAGCCUCCGGUUGCAAACAUCGAAGAAGGGCCACGAAUUGCUGGCUAUCCAGGGUUCCUUCCUGCAAACUGCGGCAAAAGCAAUGUCACGGGGGGCCGUAUCGUAGGAGGUCGCGAGUCUGUCCCUGGAUCGUGGCCGUGGAUGGUAGCCAUUUACAUUAAGAGUGGAGAUGUCAAUUCGGCAGCAUGCGGAGGAGCGCUUGUUACAUCACGCCACAUUGUCACGGCCGCUCAUUGUGUAGUUGCGGGGCGCAGAACACGCAACCUUCCCCCUUCGGUGUUUACUGCGCGCCUCGGAGACCACAACUUGGUCCGCAGCGACGACAAUGCUCAACCUGUCGAUGUCCAAGUUAUUGGUGUCGAAAGGCACGCAGACUACGAGCCCCGAACAUUUAAGAACGACAUCGCUGUCCUGACACUUGAGAAGCCAGUCACAUUCAACAAGUUUGUAAGACCCGUCUGCUUGCCGUUCGGAGAUGACCUCGGUAGUCGGAACCUUACUGGAUACCAUGGCUUCGUAGCUGGCUGGGGCGACACAGCUUUUAAUGGUGAUUACAGCGACGUCUUGAGAGAAGCCCAAAUUCGUAUCUGGGAUGAACCCAAGUGCAAGGAGGCAUUCAAGAAAGAAGUCCCGAUCUCAGAUGUUUACCUUUGUGCUGGAGACGGAGAAGGGCGCAAGGAUGCCUGCCGGGGCGACUCAGGAGGGCCCUUCGUCCUUCCGAACAAAGGUCGCUUCUACCUUAUAGGCGUGGUGUCUUUCGGCAAACGUUGCGCCACAGUUGGUUACCCUGGCGUCUAUACAAGGGUGACGAAGUUCAUGCCCUGGAUCCUGGAACGUAUUCAGUAGAGAGAGAGAGUGUGUGUGCGUGUGUGUGUGUGAGAGAGAGACAUUCAGUUCUCGAACGCCCAUUGAAA